AGCACUUACCGACUUCUGGUCGCGCAUUUCAGUGAGCAACGACACUUGAGUAUUUUUAAAAAGUCUGCUGAUAAGUAUCUGCUCCAUCGCGCAAUGCUGUUUGAAGCAGAGUCGCUCAUUAAGGUGGACAACCAUGCCUAGCGCCGCCGGAGUGCUCACGCUUAUGGGUGUCUUACCUUAAGGGAGUUUAUCCGAUCGGGUUUUGUAAAUUUUCGUGUUCUCACUUCGGCAUCCUCAUGGCAGAGAGCGGAGAUAGGAAGGAAAGUCUCAGUUGGCGCUGUUGGUCACGGACGGUACGAUGUUCCAACUUAUUGCUUGCAGUGGGGCAAUGAUGGCGUUUGUUUUCAGUGGCGUCACUGAGGGUCAGUCGGCCGUACUGUUACCUCAACUGAAAGAUGAAGCCAGCCCCAUUCAUCUCACUCCUGAGGAGGAAACGUGGAUAGCCAGUCUAGGAAUUGUCCUGUCUCCGGUGUCAGCCUCACUCACUGGACCAAUCACGGAUGCUUUCGGGCGGAAACUGGGACUGGUGGUUUAUCACAUCAUAAUGGGGAUAGGUUUUGCUGUUAUUGCCGUAGCUAAAGAAGUGUGGCACUUCUACGUGGGCCGUUGCAUAUGUUCUUUCGCCAUUGGUCUAGAGGUGGCCGCCAUCGUGUACCUGACCGAGACCUGCUCGAAGGAGCAGCGCGGCCUCCUCCUCUCGACGAUCUCCCCGGCCUUCACGAUCGGCGUCGUCGUUGCCUACGUCAUCGGCGGCUUCCUCCCGUGGAACGUCGCCUCGGCCAUCUUCGCCGCCGGCUCCUUCCUCUGCUCCCUCGGUCAGCUCUUCGGCGUGGAGUCCCCCGCCUGGCUCUACAAGCGCGGCCACACCGAGGCCUCCACGCGCGCCCUCCGGAGACUCGGCCGCACCCAGGCCGGCAUCCGCCAAGAACUCGAGCUCUUCAAACUCACCGUCAAAGAGCAGUCGCAGAAAUUCCACCUCCGGGAACUCCUACAUCCGACAGUCUGGAAGCCGUUCAUCAUCAUGACCAUCUUCCACCUCAUCCAUUGUGCCACCGGUGUCCAUCACAUCGUCUACUACACCAUCGACUUCAUCAACCGUCUCGGCACCACGUACGACCCUCUCACCGUCUCCAUCGCCAUCUCCGUGGCGAGGACGAUCGCCACUUGCACGAUCGGGGUCUACUUCACGUCCUACGUCAAACGACGCUUCGCGACGAUUCUUUCGGGCACCUUGAUGACGAUUCUCUCGGUAGGGGCCGGGGUUUACGUCUACGUCUGGCGGGAUACGGCCGUGGAUCGUCGGCCCUUCCAAUGGCUACCGGUGGCGUGUGUGAUCGCCUACAUCGUCAUCGGCAGGGUUGGGGUGACGCCGCUGCCCUGGCUCAUGUCCAGCGAGGUGUUCCCUCUCCGAGUCCGGGGGUCCAUGUCUGGGGCUACUUUUGUCAUCGGAACUGGCUCUAUUUUCAUUUCGAUUAAAAUGUACGAAGAUCUGAUCGCGGCUUUCCAUAUUUGGGGGCUCUUGUUCAUAUUCGGCACCGCCUGUUUUUCGGCCGUCCUCCUCGCUGUAUUCGUCUUGCCGGAAACUCUGAAUAAAACCUUGUAUGAGAUAGAGCAGUACUUUAUGCCAAAGAAAGGGAAGAAAUCUGGUGAGCAGGUAGAUUCAACAUCGCGAGGGGAAGUGUGUUGAGAGAAUAAUCAGCAGAGACGAGGUGCGAAUGAUCGAUUAUCGAUAGUUCCCCAUUUAAAGCCGUGGUGAAGAAUCGAUUUUUAAGGCAUUCGUUGCGAACACCCUGUUUAUCGAUCAUUUUCCAAAGGUUUAUAUGGCAGAUCAAUCGAUACUAAAAACACGUGUCCCUCGGGUUUUGUUGAGCCGGUACUAACGAGCAGAUAUACAAAAAUAUCCUAAACAAAGAUCAGACGUUUGAUUGCAAAAAAGGGGGGGGGGAAAUUGAGUGUUAACGCAGCCGAAUAUAGGAGAUUCGUAUUCAGGCCUCCUUUUUCAACCCUCUUUCCGAAUUUGAGCGAAACUUUAUUCGCAGCAUAGGGCAGAGCAUUGCAAGUUCACGCCUCGCGCCAUCGCUCCUUUAAUUUUGCGGAUGCAACACGGACAUCCGUCAAGCAUAAAUAGUUGUAUCUCUGCGCCGUCAUCUACGCGAAUCAUUUCCCUUGAUCUAUUUACAUGAUGUGUUGGUUCCGUUUGUCUGAUUUGUACUCGACUUGGGACUGCGUAUACAUAAAGUAUUGAGCAUCUAAGGGUUAAAAUGCAAACGAAGAAAGAGUUUCGUUUAUUCGACCCAGAGUGAACAGAAAGGAGAUAACAGAAAGACCGCUCAUAUUGCAAGAUGUUCCAAAGAACCUGAUAUUUUCAUUGAUUUUAAAUUUUUUUAUAAAAAAAUAAAAUAAUUUGAGGGAAAA
Molecule: messenger RNA, 2415 nt
Organism: Bemisia tabaci
Lineage: Eukaryota; Metazoa; Arthropoda; Insecta; Hemiptera; Aleyrodidae
Product: facilitated trehalose transporter Tret1
Biological process (GO): transmembrane transport
Cellular component (GO): membrane
Molecular function (GO): transmembrane transporter activity
Source: RefSeq, a predicted model, not a curated record